UAACAUUCUGUCAAAAAACGACAGCAAAAUAAAAGAAGAAUUCGGAGAAUUCUCAAAUAAUUAUUUGCAAAAUGUUCUAAAACUCAAAAAAAUACUCGACUAACUAAAAAAAAGUGACAUGGUUAUAUGGCGAAACUAAAGCUAAAUUCAUUCAAUCUCCAAUGCUUGUAAACAUUGCUUCACAAUAAAUAUAACCUUAAAACACAUGUACGGUUCAAGUGUAUUUAGAGUAGCUAGAACAAGUAGUGUUCGAUAUUUCAAGAACGGUAGUAAUAAAAAACUGUUGGAAUUUCUAGCCAGCAUGCCGAAGGCUAACACUGCGCGGAUAACCGAGGCGCAGCAGCAGAGGCAUCACAUCUCGAAGAAGAGCGAGAAAUACGGACCUAGCACCGUUUAUUUACAAGUGCUGGGCUCGGGCGCUCGUGGCGUUCCUAACACGCUCUACCUCUUUACUGAUCAUAAACGAUACCUUUUCAAUUGCGGAGAGUGUACCCAAAGAUUGGCACAUGAGCACAAAGUCAAACUGUCAAGAUUGGAGCAUGUGUUCAUAACAAGAAAAACUUGGAAGAAUAUAGGAGGUCUGCCGGGUCUGUCAUUAACACUGCAAGAUGUUGGGGUCCCGGAGAUCACACUACAUGGGCCUGAGGGCUUGGAUGAACUCUACAAUGCGACUAAGAGGUUCGUCAUAAUGAAAGAGAUGCAAGUGAAUAAAGCACCUUCCAGCCCUCUAGAGGACUACGAGGACAGUGUUAUGACCGUCAAAUAUAUUCACAUGUUUCCGCGACUGACAAUGCUCCAAGAUAUUCCCCCGCAGCCGCCGAAGCGCGCCCGUCUUGGCGACGUCCCCGCGCUUACGUACGAUCAGUUCACACGCGACAAGACCGACUACUAUAAUUGCUGUCCAGAGGGCGAGGAAAGUAAAUCCCCAACCCCAAGGUCAUCUAGGAGUCCAGAUCAUCGCGAGAGGAAAAAAGAUUUUAUAGACAUUCCAACUUCGGUUGCGUACAUUUGUACAUUAAAGAAACGUCUGGGCAGCCUAGACUUAGCCAAGUGCGUGGAAAAGGGAGUACCUCCAGGGCCUUUACUAGGACAACUGAAGAGUGGGAUAGAUGUAGUACUGGCCGAUGGCACUUUAGUCAUGUCUAAAGAAGUCACGAGGCCUGAAGAUCCUGGUCCGGUCUUCAUAGUUCUGGAAGUACCAGAAAUCAGCUACCUGAGCGAAGAGCUAUUCCAGACACACUUCGAUAACGGCACCAACUUAGCGGAGCAUAUACCCACACUCAUCGUUCACAUGACGCCGCCAGAGGUGUUCCGUCACAAGAAAUACCAAUCAUUCAUGGCGAAAUUCGGCCCAACAACACAGCACCUGAUACUCAACUCGCAGAAUUCGUGUCUCGGUUCCGAAGCCGUGCAUCGCACUCAACACAAACUACAUCUACUGGACCCUGAGGUUUUCCCUCUGCUUAAGGACCCGAGCAUACCAGCCGAAUGGAACCCCCAUCCACCCGUGCCGAAGACUAAUAGUCCCACCAAAAUAAAGGGUAUCGAAGACCUGAAGAACAGGAUUGCCAUGGCCCAGUUCCAGAAUAUCAUCAACGCGGAGGUAAAGCCCAAAGACUAUUCUGACGAGAUCGGGGGACCGAAACUGGAAAUUCACUCCUCAAGGACUCUUACGAUGUUCCAUCUUAGGCCCAAGAGAGAGAUUGACAGAUCGGUCGAACCAAAACUGCACAUCCAAGAUUACUACCAGGAGACCAUGGACGUAGAAGGGUUCGUGGGGUGCCUGGACAACUUCCGAGCGCAGGUCCAGAGUCUGCGCUACGCGAACAACGCCAACAGCGAAGAGUACCCGAAGGUCGUGUUCCUGGGCACCGGCAGCUGCAUACCGAGCAAGACUAGGAACACCAGCGCUAUCAUUGUCCAUGUCGACGACCAAAGCACCAUACUUCUUGACUGCGGGGAAGGUACAUUCGGGCAGCUAGUCCGGUUCUACGGGCCGAGGAAAGUGGACGAACUGCUUAGGACACUGAAAGCUAUAUACAUAUCACAUCUACACGCCGAUCAUCACAUAGGUUUAAUAGGAGUAUUGCAAGCCCGCGCGGCGGCCUUCACCAACGCCCCAGAGAAGAAUGUCCCGCUUCUUUUGCUGGCCCCUGGACAAAUUGUGACGUGGCUCACUAAGUAUGACAAGCAGUUCGAGAAAAUAGCCGCAGAGUAUAUGCUCAUACCUAAUCAGAAUCUCAUGAAUCCAAACGACUCGGCCUUAACACCAACACUUCUCGCCAGUAUCGGGCUAGAGUCGGUACUGACUUGUCUCGUGCCGCACUGCCCUAACGCGUUCGGAGUGGCCAUUACUGCCGCUGGGCACAAGAUCACGUACAGUGGCGACACGCUGCCUACUGAUAAACUGGUCAAGAUUGGCCAUGACUCGACCAUCCUCAUACAUGAGGCGACGAUGGAAGAUGAACUGGCUGACGAAGCAAGGAUCAAGAUGCAUUCGACGACGUCGCAAGCGAUAGAGAUUGGACGCAAAAUGAACGCCAAGUACACGGUGCUGACACAUUUCAGCCAACGAUAUGCGCGACUGCCGCGCCUCUACGCUCGUGUACUUACUGAAAAUAACGUCGGCAUCGCGUUUGACAAUAUGCAGGUAACACUAAGCGACCUUCCCCUCCUCCCGCACAUGUACGGCCCUCUCCAACUCAUGUUCGCCGAGCACUGCGUAGACAUGGAACUCAAGGCCGCCUCUCGCGAGCGGCGAAAAGAAAAGUCCUCCACUAACAUCCCCGGUACUAAACAUUCUUCCACUGGCAACACUUCUAAAGCCACAGAAAAGAGUAAUGUAAAAGAGACCGUAGACUCGGUAGCGCAGAUUAAGGAUAACAUUGAAAAUGUUGCCAUAGACGCCAGUGUGAAGCAGACGUAAAAUAGUGUUGCUAGUUGGCUGUGUAUAUCGUUUGUGGUUGAGACAAUUUGUUUAUUUAUAUUAUAGUUAUGUUUAGCCGUUAAGGCAUUGUGAUUUGUGCCUCAUAUCGUAAUGUCAAAUUUAGUUUUAAUGUCACUUUGACUGCUUCGUUUUAGUUCUGUUGUAUUUAGAUGACUAGUUUGUAAUAAAAAAUAUGUUGUCUAAGUGUAUUGUAAGUAUACAAUAAAGUAUAUUGUUGAAUA
Molecule: messenger RNA, 3168 nt
Organism: Leguminivora glycinivorella
Lineage: Eukaryota; Metazoa; Arthropoda; Insecta; Lepidoptera; Tortricidae
Gene: RNaseZ
Product: ribonuclease Z, mitochondrial
Exons: 17
Coding region: 206-2926 (906 amino acids)
Biological process (GO): mitochondrial tRNA 3'-end processing
Cellular component (GO): mitochondrion
Molecular function (GO): 3'-tRNA processing endoribonuclease activity
Source: RefSeq, a predicted model, not a curated record